UAAUUAACCCUCUCAUAAUCAUUAAUUACCCCUUUUUUUCUUCUCCUUCUGCCUUUCUGCCCUAAUUUCACUUUAGGGUUUUCCUGUUUCCAUUCAUGGCUAAAAACGAAGAUCACCAUCGCAUUCACAGUAACACUUCACUCAAUUCAGAUUUCAACCACUUCGACACUCAACCAUUCGACGAUUCAAGUGGAGAUGAUGACGAUGAUGAUGAAUGUCGAUACUUUGAAGAUACGGUGCCUUUAGAUGACGACGACGAGGAGUUGGAAACUCAAGUGGUGAACGUUGAUGAUGAAACUCAAGUGUUGGAAAUCGCCGGGGAAACUCAGUUGUUGGAUGAUUUCGAUACGGAGUUAUUGGAGGAAGAGAUUGAAUCUGAUGGAACUCAUGUUUUGGAGAAUGUGGAUGAUGAGGUAUCUGAUGAUGAUCCUCAGUGCAGAGACAGUGGUCAAUCUGCGGAUCCAUCGAAUAGAGAGCGAGGUCGUGAUGAGAAGGAGACUGGUUCUGGUUCAAUGCCACCGCGGUUUACAUUUAUCCGUGCAGAAUCUUUGCGGGAAGCUGGUCUAGCUAAGCGCAAUAUGAACUUGAAGCAUACCCAAGACCAGUCCAAUUCUGUCAUGGGUAUGAAUCAGUUUUGUCAGGAACCACUAGCUGUAGAGAGUAAAGGAAAAUCCUUUCUUGGAUGUUCUGAGAAGGUUAGGGAAGUUGAUCAGGAAUUCAAUCAUGACUUUUCUAGAAAUGCCGUGAGAAAACUUUUCAAUGAUGAUUUACCCGGUGAAACAAAUGGACCUUCUCUCAGCAACAAUGAUUUCAAUGAAGGGGAGAGCUUGGGCAAGUUUCCUGACUACCAUGGAGAAUUGGAAAGGUUAAGCUAUAUUAACUCUCAAGAACCUGGAGAAUUAUCACAGAUCAAUGCUCUUGAUUGUGUAGAUAGAUUUCUUAAAAGUAAUUUCAUGGAGCUUAAUCAAGAAAAUAAUUGUGUUAAGAAAUUGGAGAAAAAGUCAGAAUCCCUUCCCCGCAUAAAAGGGCAACAAAGUUUGUCCAAGAUAAUUAAUGAUAGAAGCAAAGCUAAAAAAACUGAGAUUUUUGACUGGGAUGAUAACUGCGAGGAUGAAGGCGGGGGAGAAUUAUACCGAAGAAGAAAGGAUGAUUUCGUUGAGGGUGGAACUCGUAGGCCGAGAUCUUUGCCAGGAUGCCGGAAGAACAAAUCAUGUCGAUCAAAUGGUGAUAAAGAAGAGGAGGAACAAUCAAGUAUCCCUAUUAAAAGAAAGAAUGCAGCCCACUCUGAAUCAAGACUGGGGAUGCAUAAUCUGAAAAUAAGGGAUGAUAAUAUACAAGAACCUACAAGAAAAUUGGAAAGGAAUCUUGCUAAUGAAAUGGACGAACAAUUUAAUGGAAAUUUCUCCAGAGGAGAGUUGGAUCCUAAUGGUAAUGCAGAUAGACGGGAAAUGUUGGAUGUAGGUUUAGAUACUCAAAUGGCUGCUGAAGCUAUGGAAGCCUUAUUCAACGCUGGGGACAUUGUUGAUCAUGUUGCUAAUGAUUCCAUUCGUAUUACUAGAAGUAGGUCAACUUAUCAACUUAAUGACUCUUCCACUGGAAAAAUGGGGCUGGUUACACCAAAGGAACAUACGGGAAAGUAUGACAGGAAAAGGAAAGCUGAUGUGAAAUCAGAUCUUCAAACUUCAGGUUUAUCAAAGAAAUAUACUAAAAAGGUUGGACAGUGCAGAAAGGGCAAUGUGACGAGCAGAUCACAGAAGAGAAAGCUAAUUGUAGAAGGCAACCAAACCACUGGUGCUAAUAAAAGUGGUAGAAUAGUUUCGUCUCCAAUAGGUGAGCAAAGAAAGUCUGCUGAAGCUCUAAAAAACCAUCAGCUUAAUGAGUUAAAUAAUCUUGACAGUAAUGAUGGAGGGGGUACUGUCAAUGAAAAGCAAUUUCAGGGUGAAGUUUUUCAUCUUACACCAAUUGCUCGUAGAACUAGACAGUCGUUAGCAGGGAACAAAAUGAUAAACUGUGAUAAAUCAUUGAAAAGUUUGAGUGAAAAGGCAAUGAGGAUUGACCCCCAUGAGAAAUGUAGGGGAGUUGGUCUUCAAGCGUCUGAAGUGUUGGCUCCUAAAUCUACCUUGGGGUCUUCUGAUCACUCUCCAGUAGAUGAUAAUACUGAACUGUGUCAACAUGAGAAAUUGGCUUCAAAGGAAAAUGCCGUUGGUGUCAGUAAUGAUUUUGCUGUGGAUAUGUUUGAUUAUCCUAGAAGAAGGAGAUCUCUUAGGAUUAUGAAGUUGCCUCAUCAUGAUAAAGACUCUGAGAAGUCAGUUGGUUCAUCUAAGUCAGUUGAGCAUAAUGAAAAUAUUGGGAAAUCUACUUCUGUGAAGAAAAAAACAAGGACAUCUGCUGUUGUCAAAUCACAUGUGAAUUGCCACACGGAGAAAGCAAAUUUAGAGAAUGCAAAUUCAGGAGGAAUUCCUAUUUGCUGUGAUAACUUGGAUGAAAACGAUGCAAAUCUUAAUUCAAAUGUUAAGAAUAAUGCAGAUGCCCGGUUGUCCUCCAACCAUUUGGAGUUUACCAUUUCAGAUGAAUCACCAAGAGAUAGGUACAAGUCACCUGACUUGGCUACCACAACUCCAUCUAAUUGUAAGACACCAGUGAACAAUGCGUCACCUGUUUGUAUGAGUGAUGAUUAUUACAAACAAUCACGCAAUAGAAAUGUUUCAAGAUCAUGCCUUCUCAAAGUGUUUCGUAAAGAUCUUCAGAGAGAACUUCGUAGCUUAAGUGCCAUAAGACCUGAAUUAAUUACUCCCUCUAAGGAUUCGAGGAAGAGGAAGGAUAUGACUGAUGUUCGAAUUCUUUACAGCCACCACUUGGAUGAAGAUAUCAUUAAGCAUCAGAAAAAGAUACUAGCACGACUUGGAGUUUCUGUAGCAUCCUCCAUUGUAGAUGCAACUCAUUUCAUAACUGAUCAAUUUGUGCGUACACGGAAUAUGUUAGAAGCUAUUGCUUCGGGCAAACCGGUGGUCACACACUUAUGGAUUGAGAGCUGCGGACAAGCUAACUGUUUUAUUGAUGAGAGAAAUUACAUAUUGAGGGAUGCUAAAAAGGAAAAGGAGUUUGGUUUCAGCAUGCCAGUCUCAUUAGCACGUGCAUCCCGGCAUCCACUGUUAGAGGGUCGAAGAGUAUUGAUCACCCCAAAUAUUAAACCUUCUAAAGAGAUUAUUUCAAGUUUAGUAAUGGCAGUUCAUGGCCAGGCCGUGGAGAGAGUUGGCCGAUCUGCUUUGAAGGACCCUAAAAUUCCAGAUGAUCUUCUGAUCCUAUCUUGUGAAGAAGAUUAUGCCUCUUGUGUGCCUUUUCUUGAAAAGGGGGCAAUGGUGUACAGUUCAGAAUUAUUGUUGAAUGGCAUAGUUACUCAGAAGCUGGAGUAUGAAAGGCAUCGUCUUUUUGCAGACCACGUGAGGAAAACCCGUUCCACCAUAUGGUUGAAAAGAGAUGAUAGAAAAUUUACUCCUGUGGUGAAAUCUAGCUAGAGUUGUUUGUUUAUUCACUAAAGUUUCCUAAUGAUUAUUUAUAGUUUAAGAUCAUGUGUAGGUAAUUCCCGGUCCAUGUCCAAAUAAUUUUUUUUCCAUGUAUAUUUGUCAUGUAGAAUAAUGUGAAAUAUGUUUUUGUCCUCUUUUCUGUAAGUUAUUUUGCAUCAUUAUGCCAUGGUUUUGUAAUAAUUGAAUUGUGGUGGUAAAAUAUAAGAGCAAGAAAUAGAAUCCCAGUGUUAGCCAUGGAUCUGGACUGUGCUUGUAUGAUGAAUUUGAGAAAUCCUAUAUCAUGUCUGUUCAUAUCUCA
Molecule: messenger RNA, 3822 nt
Organism: Cicer arietinum (chickpea)
Lineage: Eukaryota; Viridiplantae; Streptophyta; Magnoliopsida; Fabales; Fabaceae
Source: RefSeq, a predicted model, not a curated record